Molecule: messenger RNA, 11414 nt
Organism: Schistosoma rodhaini
Lineage: Eukaryota; Metazoa; Platyhelminthes; Trematoda; Strigeidida; Schistosomatidae
Source: the annotation of a GenBank genome assembly
ACGUGUCUAGAUCUAAUACACUAAAGUAAACAUGAACGUCUGACAAGAAGCCGGCCGGCCGGCCGGUUACUUUCAUUUACCGGUUAGAUGUGAUCACUAUUUACAGGCAUAAGUUGCCUAAAUGUCUGCCUAUUUUCUGAUAUAAUAAGUCUGUCAAGGAUUAUUUAAAGGAGCGAGUGAAAUUUAUUACUAACAAGAACCAGUUCUCUUUAUUUUCACUCAAUUACAAAUAUUUGAUAGUAUUAUUUUAUUAUUUUUAAUCAACUGAAGACGAACGUCUGUGUAUUGCAGUCAGAAAGGAUACAUUUCAAUAUUUAACUCAUUAAGCAUUCCGUUGAUAUCAAUGUUCAAUGAUAACUAAGGAUAGUAACUAAAAAAUUAAAUUUCACAAAAUUAUUGAUAAUGUUUAUAGAUUAUUCUUCUUUAUGAAUUACAUAAAAUUACCUAAAACAUUAAAUUAAAAAAAUAUUUUUUUCUUUGCCACAUUUUAAGAACAUCUCUAUAAAACAAAUGAAUAUUUAUGUACAACUGACUAAAUAAAAAAUUAAAAUGAGUCGAUGAAAUAAGUAUAACUGUAGAAAAAUCACAGUAAAGCUUUUUCUGAAUAUAAUACAAGUGAAUUAAAUUCAUGUACAUCUUUAAAUCACAUGGAAACCUAUCCAUCUAACUAUCAAUCACUUCCAAUUCUCAGGUUACUUUAUACAACAUUAUUGACAAUCUCUUAUUAUAAUUGGAACAAUUCUAUUGCCAUUGAUCAUCUAUUUAAAGGUAUCAUUCAUUUUUAACACUGAAAAUAUUUGUUCAUUUCUUUUUGAAUAAACAAACAAUGUUAUUCACACGUAUUGUCAAAAAUCUAUCCUGUAAUAAAACUAUAACCGGUAUAAAUACUAUUAUACUUAAGGACAAUUUAUUAGUUUGUUACUUAUAAAAUAAACCAUCAAAUUGUUUACAGUUAUUCAUCCCAUUAUUUCUUACCCAUUGUUGUUUCUCUUUCCACUUCAUGAAAGCAUAAAAUCAGUUCAAGAAAUACAUUGUCACUUUUUUUCCAAACAAUUAUCUCCAUGACUUCUAUAAUUCAUGAUUAUAAUUACCGAGAAGAAAAGUCUAAUUUGAGCUGAGAAUAUUUUUUGAACAUAACGAUGAAAUACUGCUGGUUUUUUGGGGAUAUUUUACAUUUCUUACUUUUAUCGCAAUUAUCCACAAAAAUUACAUCCAUCACAACUAUCCUAAUGUACACGGUGUUGACAUUAACCCAUAACUGUAUACAUUUAGAAUAUUUACGUAAAGAUUUAAAAACAUUUUAUAGUAAUGAUCAAUUUAUCAAUCUGUCACAACCGUGUAACAUGAUCGAAUUUUGUAUAAAUCCUUUAAAGAUGGUAGGAUAUUUUCAACUAGGGUAUUCUCAUAAUACAUGUAAAACUACAAAUAUCGAUAAUGCAACAAUAUGGAACAGUACACAAUAUUUGAUUUCACAAAAUAAUUACUUUAAUAAUUCAAACUAUGAUUGCAAUAAUUUUUAUGACUAUUUCAUAAAGAAUGAACAAUUUUCCCCACACUAUGACACUGAAAUUGAUUGUCAAUUUAAACAAAGAAUAAUAACACACAAUCAGCAAAUGAAAACUUUGAAAUCAUUGAUGUAUCAAGUUUGUCAACCAUUUGAGCAUCCAGAUAAGUACUAUAAUAAAAUAUCACCUGAUAAAUCUAUAAAUAUUUCUAUAGAAAAUAAUCAAGAACAAAAAACUCUGCAUAUUCAUACACAUCAUCAAGCGGAACGCGCUGAUACUGCCAGUCAUAUGAUGCUCACAUCACAUCUUAGUAAACAUCAGUUAAAACAAUUUAGAGACAAUCAUGAUAAACAUUCCAGAAUACAGGAAACUAAACGUAAGCAAACGAUUAGAAAUCGUACUGCUAGUAGUUAUAACAAUAUCUCAAAUUAUAUAAUGAAUGUAUAUGGACAUCGUCAGUCAGUUCGUAUGGAUCAAAAGAGCAAUUUUGUUAUAGAUCAUUCAUCAUCAUCAACCGUAUCAGUACCAACAACUAUCUACAGGUCGGUCACGUCGAUUCAUCAUGUUCCACACGCAUUAGCAAAUGAAUUAUCAGCAAAUAAUGAAGCGAAUAAGGACAAUCAACAAAAUAAUAAUCCAAUAUUAAGUUUUCAGUAUGUCGAACCACAUACAGUCGAGUUACUUGUUGUUGUUACUGAAACCAUGAAACAAAAAUUUGGUCUAUUUAUUGAUGAAUAUCUUCUUUCUACCAUGACAACGGUUUCAACACUUCUUCGGCAUCCAAGUUUGAAAAAUUCAAUACAGCUAAAUGUUGUGGAUAUUAUACUUUUGGAUCCUGUUUAUGCACGUAGACAUAAUCUUGAAGAUUGGUCAAACAGUAAACAAGAACAAGUUAUGGCCAGAUUUUGCAAAUGGGUAAAUCGACUAAGAACGCCAACGUACACUUGGGAUUCAGCGAUUUUAUUGAAUGUUGGACAUUUCAAAUCUACUGCGCUUGGAGUCGCACAUUAUCGAUCAAUGUGUAACCCAGAAAGUUCAUGUUUAGCUGUUCUUGAUCGUGGAUUUGGAACAGGACAUAUAAUAGCACACGAACUGGGACAUCAGCUAGGAGCCAAACAUGAUUUUGAAUUAAACUCUAGUUGUGGAUUGGAAGAACAGGAUCAUCAUAUGACUGAUCCACUAACAAGAAGUAGCGCUCACGACUUAAAAUUAGGUACAUAUCCUUAUUAUCAAUCUGGCGAUGAAUGGGACUAUAGAGAAGACUAUCGUAAUUCAGAUGUUCACCAAUACGAAUUUGUUCGACGAGACACCAUCAUGUCUGGCACAUUAUAUUUUGAUCAGUUUCCUUUAAGAUGGUCUGCAUGUAGUCGACAAGCUAUACAUUUAUUCAUAGAAUCAAAUGGUGCUAAUUGUUUAAGAUAUUUAAACUCUGGAACAACAUUUUAUUCAGCUGAAAAGUUAGCUCAUCAUUCUAUGGAUAAUCGUCCUGGGCAAAUAUUCUCACUUAAUCAACAAUGUGAAUUUGUGUUAAAAAUUAAUGGAACACAAUUCUGUGGUCAGAUGCUUCCACCUUGUCGCCAGCUAUAUUGUCAAGAUAGUGAACAUAGAUCAUGUUUACCAAUGGAAACGGCUUGGGCUGAGGGAACACCAUGCGGGAGCAGUAAAUGGUGUAUUCAGGGACGAUGUGUAUCAACUAAAGAAAAUCCAACUCCAUUACAUGGAAAUUGGGGUGAAUGGGGAUCAUGGUCAAAGUGUUCACGUAGUUGUGGCGGUGGAGUACAAUUUUCCGAACGCGAAUGCAAUAAUCCUGAACCUCAAAAUGGUGGGAAUUUUUGUCACGGAACACGAACUCGAAUGAGAUCAUGUGGAACUGAGCCGUGUGAGAAGCAACUGAAUAUUCGCCAAACGUUAUGCGAUAAAAUAGAUGGACAAUAUAAAGGUCAAUUAAGAGCUUAUUUUCCAAAACUUGGUGAGCCUACAUCAUGCAAUUUGGUCUGUUUGUAUAAUUCCCAUUCUGUAUCCCAUGGUUUUAGUUUACCAGAUGGAACACCAUGUUAUGCACUAAGAGAUGAUAUAUGCAUACAAGGCAAAUGUUGGGAAACUGGUUGUGAUGGUAUUUUGGGCUCUCGAUUACGUUUUGAUCGUUGUCGUGUAUGCGGUGGAGAUAAUAGUACCUGUGAAGAAAUAAAAGGCGUUUUCAAUGGAAAUACAUUAACUCCACCUGGUACUUAUCCACGUGGUUUAAUGACAGCUGUGCGUAUUCCGAAAGGAGUUACAAAUGCAUUUGUCAGAAAAGUUUCUGAUCGUAACACUCCCUACUCCUCAGAUUCGUAUGACGAUUUUAUGUUGUUGAUAUUUGAGGAAUUAAAAACUCAAAUACGUAGAGGUGAAACACAUGAACCAUUCGCUGGAGCCGAGCUUUACUACAGUGGAAGUCGUAGUCGUGAAGAAAUUGUUUCAAUUACUGGAAGGCUCAAUAAAGAUGUGAAUAUUGUUAUUCGUGUCGAAAACUCGCAUACAACUCAAUCUUUACCAAGAGUGGAAUACAGUUACUUUAUUGAUAAAUCACAAAAAAAUAAUUCAUUAUAUUUCAUUGCGGAAAGUGAAGCACGAUUAGCUGAAGAUAGAAUUAAUCGUCGUACUGGAAGAUCCCAAAAUAUUCUUUCAUCAUAUCAAACAGUUGAUAAAUUAAUUCAUCCUGUACAGAAUAAUCCAAAUGAAUUAGACAAUCGUAAAAUUAAGAAUGAGAAACCACAAAUAUAUUUCGUCUGGAGAAUCAGUGAACUACCCACAGGUUGUACUACAUGUGCAGGAAAUGUCACAACACCUGCAGAAUGUUAUCCAUUAGUCCCAAAAGAUAGUGAGAGAAGUCAAUUUUCACAAUUUGAUCUAUUACGACCAGUAGCUGAUUAUCUAUGCGCCUCUAUGCCGAAGCCACCAUCAGUUUUCAGACGUUGUUCCGACUAUUGUGGUGUACGAUGGUCAGCUAAACCAAUGCAAACGGGAAAAACAACAAAUGGUAUUUAUAAAUUUUAUACUAGUAGCUGUUCAGCACGAUGUAAUGAAGGUCAUGAAGCUGUCGAGUAUGUAUGUGAAGAAUAUAUUGUACCUGCUGAACAAAAAGAUAAAUCAAAAGGAAUUUGGAGAGUUGCUCAACUAGGAGAACUUGUGUGCCAUAAAGCAGGCUUGGGAAAAGCUCCAUCCCAACCAGCUUAUGUUACAUGUAAAGGUUCAUGUCAUCCUGUUUAUUGGAUUUUAUCGAAUUGGACAGAAUGUAACAAUUCUUGUGGUGAUGGAACACGUAAACGAAUUCUUUACUGUCAAGAUGAAAUUGGGCAAAAUUGGCCUCUCAAUGAAUGUAUGAAUUACGGUGAAUCAAUGAUUCACCAUUCAAAAGCUCCAAAACAAUCUAUCACCAUUCAUUCAGCCCAAGAAAUCAUUCUACUUUAUCAACAAAAUAACAAUUUCCAAGUAUCAUUUGAGCACAAUUUAUAUAUUGAACAAUAUAAUGAUUGCUUUUCUUUAUCUAAAUGUCGAAAUGAUAUUAAUUGGUCUACAACUAGAUGGUCCGAAUGUGAACCGUUGGAUGAACAGAUGAAGUCCAAUUGUCGUUUAGUUGACAAUAUUACGGAUCGCAAAGAUUUAAUCAAUAAAAUUAUUGGUGUUCGUUAUCGGAAUGUUUCAUGUAUUAUUGAGAAUAAUGAUAAUUAUCAUAAUUCACUAAACAAAUAUAUAGUGACUGAUCAAUUGACGUCGGGUUAUUUUAUGAAAAGAAUACAAUUAGAUUUAAAUUUUUGUCGUAAAGCUAGUAUGCUUGGCGAGCUAAUGGAAGAACCAUAUGGUAGAGAAGCCUGUACUCAACCAAAAUGUUACAGAUGGGGAAAUGGACAAAUGUCAGCGUGUUCUGUAAAUUGCGGAAGCGGAGUGAAACAAACUCGAAUAUCAUGUGAAUGUAUUAUAUUAAAAGAUGAUUCGGAUACAAGCUCUAAUGAAAAGAAUAUUGUUUUACAAGGAAUACAUAUUGUUGACAAUGAUAAGUGUAUGCAAAAUCUUCAGUAUAUGCCACGUUUAUUCACUGAUAAAACAAACGAUACUAUAUUUGUGGAAACUAUUGAAAGACGGAUAGAUAAUGAUCAAGAGAUGAUACCUUUAAAAGUCGACAAUAUAAACGAACCCGUUGUGUUGACUUGCAAUGAAGCCCCAUGUGAUUUGCGCGUACCAGCUUGGAGAACAACCUCAUGGAGUGCAUGCUCCAGCUCUUGUGGACUAGGUGUUAGACAACGAAAAGUUAUGUGUGUAGUCGAAACGCAAAAUGCAAAUCUACAUAAACGUCAUUCAAUAUCAUAUACUUCCAUAUUUACGACUAGUCGAUCCAAUAUUGAAGUAGUUGAUUCACAAAUAUGUCAUAAUGCAUUAUUGCCCAUGCCAACGGAACAAGAAACGUGUCUUGAAGCUCCGUGUCCUGUGUGGCAGGCUGAAAAUUGGCAAGAAUGUAUAGGUGAGUGUGAGUACGGGAUACAACAUCGAAAAAUUAGAUGUAUAAUUGAACUGACCUCUUCACAACAAAUAAAUAAUCAUUUACAAAAAUCGGAAGAUGAUAGUUCAUUACGUUUAUCGAUAAAUCAUCUUGAUUCUUCUUUAGUUCGUCGAUCACGCUCAGUAAAUAUAAUGGAUGUUGAUCAAGAACGUUGUCGAAAUGCCGGUGCCAAACCAAUAUCAGAAAGACCAUGUUUAAUAAAUCUAAGUUGUCCAUAUUGGUAUAAAAGUGAAUGGUCAAAAUGUUCAGUAAAUUGUGGCAUGGGAAUACGGUCACGUCAAGUUGCUUGCCGAUCUUCAAAUGGAACUGUAAUUAAUGUUGAGACAAUAAAUGAUAACCAGACAUUUUAUCACAACAUAGAGUCAUCUCAUGUAAAUUCAAUUCAAUAUACCAUACAGACUAUAAAAAAGAGUAUCACAACAAAGCGCAAAUGUCUAGGUCCACGUCCUAUCGAUAAAAUUUCGUGUGGAACGCGUCCAUGUACAGGAUUAGAAGUAUUCUGGUGGCCCGUUGCAUCAUCUGAGUGCAAUAUAACAGGAUGUGAAUUGGCCAAACGUGAAAGAAUAAUCAAAUGUCUCAGUCCAAGACGUGGUCCAGUUCAUGAUACGGCUUGUAACCAUUUAGAAAAACCAUUGAACUGGACCAUUUGUGAAUCGUUUAAAUGCAAACGAUUUGAAUGGCGUACAGGAUCUUGGAGCCAAUGUCCAGAUACUUGUGUAUCAAGAAUGAAAUAUCGCCAAGUAAAAUGUGUAGAUGAUUUAGGCAAUGAAUAUUCAGAAACUUUAUGUCCAGCGAAUCUGAAACCCAGUAAUCGUGGUGUAUGUCCAAAUUUAUGUUCAGAUAUCCCUAAAAGUUGUCGUGAGUUAAAAUAUCGUUAUCCUUCAGCUGAUGAUGGCACAUAUCAAUUAUUAAUUGAACAAUCCUUAGUUUAUAUUUAUUGCGCAAACAUGGAAUCUUCAAACCCAUCUGAAUAUAUCACUUUACGUCAGAUUAACUAUGCUGCCUCAUCAGAAUUCUUACAGCCGUAUCCUGAUUUAAAUUGGUGUCCUACAGUCAAUCAGAAUGCCUCAAUGUUCAAUAUAUCUAAAAAUAUGUACCAACCAAAUUCAAACCUUGAUUCAUCAAAAGAUAUUCCUGAAUCAUUUCUAACUAGUAUGGAAGUUAAUAACGUCAACUGUCCCAGUUGUCCAACAGUGUCGAGUUUAGCAUCAAAAACAUUUUAUAACAAAGUCCGAUUGGAUAUAUACAGUUUAGAAGUGAAAAUUAAUGAUGGACGAUUUUCACAUACUCUCGGUUCAUCAAUGAUGCCGUACGGGACUGCAAAAGAUUGUUUUUCAUCAACCGUUUGUCCUCAGGUUAGAAUUGUAACAUUUAUUAACUAGCUAUGAACAGUAUCGUGAUAAAUUCACUCUUGAUAAACUAAAUGAUUAUAAACACACUGUGAGAACGACUCUGAAUUAUUUGAAACUAAGACUAUAACGGUGGGUAUUUACGGUUAUGGAAAAUAAUCAUUAAGUAUAACCACAUAACAGAAACGAGCCAACAGUGAUGUUUAAAAAACCACUUGAUUUUGAAGCUACUUUCUUAGCCAGUAAGCAGAAAGUCUAGAAAUCAAAAGUAUUUUACCACGGAAGUAGCAGUGGCUGAUAGAGUUUAAUGUCUUAAAGAAGUCUAAUUUUCCUAUCUUUACCAUCUGUUUUUCUAUUUAAAUAUUAUAUAGAUAUCGCUACACAACCUUACUUAUCUGAGGGCGGAUAUAUUCAUAUUAAAGCCUUUGUAAAAUCGUUUUCAUGCUUUAAUUGGAUUUAUAGGAAACUAGCUAAACAGUUGAUUAAACGGACUGAUAAGAUAACCAUGUAGAGAAGUCAUCCAUGUAAAUCGCAUCAACUUUAAUAUUUCGAGUUCAUCAGCUUGCCAAUUAUUCUUCAGACCAUUUUGACUUGAAAACGACAGAAAGGAAUUUCAUUUCAACCUUUUUUAAUAUUUCGAGCACUACAAAAUGGUGUGUUUUGUGAUGUUAUAUGAAAUUUAUCAUUGAACUUCAAAGUAGUUUUCCGCACUCUGCGAGCUCACUCAAUGAUCUGCCCAAGGUAAUUUAGACAUCAGAUAUAUUCUCAUAAUUCAGAUUACUAAUUGAUCUUAGCUAAACUACUACUGAAAACCUUGUAGCACUGGAUCCCCUUUUCGUCUAAGUAGCAAACUCCUCAGUUGUGCCCAUCCACGAUUUUACACCUGAGAAUCGAAUUCAGGACCUUCGGCCUCGCGUACAAACACUGAACUCUCAUAACAAUAGUUAACAUGUGCUCGUUAAUGAAUAGCUUCAACAUGCGACUCCUAGAGUUCUGUUGAGAGGCCAUGAUUAGUGAAGUUAAACCACAUCAAACUUCAGACAUUUAUGCACCCCGGGGCAACAGAUGAGGGUUGUGAAAUAUUUACAUUAACACCGUUGGAUACUGGCCCAUAAGUCUGGAGGUCAAGUAUUCUCGUGAGAAACCGAAGGUUCUCAUUUCGAUUCCUCGCGAUGAGGUUGUAGAUAUACACUGUUGAGGAACUCUACACUGGGACAAACUGGGGCUCUAGAUUUUUAACGGUGAUAUGGCCGAUAUCAAUUCGUGACUUAAACUAUGGAAAUUAUACAAUCUGAACAAAUUCUCUGAUACUAAUAGUAUUAGAUAUAUAUUAAAUAACAUUUUCAUUACCCAAUAGCCAUCAGUUUAGUGUACUAUAAUAUCACAUACGCAGAUCUAUUAGUUAAGCAGAUCAUAUUUUACUGGAGAUAUCCUUUUCAGUUAUCAUCUCCUUACUCACCCUUUAACCAAGUGAACAAACUAAUUGGGCGGUGUUAUGUAAAUCUCGAAUGUAUGUAGUCAUUUAUUCACAGAAUAAUUUAAUGUUUUGUUGAUUAAUUUAAGAGAGUAGUUCAAUUUUGAGGUGAUUUUUAUCAUUUGCUCAAGCAAAUCUAUAUAUAUAAUCUAAUAUUCCACACUUCUGUUUUCAGACAAUUUUAUAUGUUGCUCCAGGAUCAUCUAGUGCUCCCUAGUUUGAAGCACUUUCCUGAGGUCAAUCCAUGUUGUAAAGCCAACUCAAAAUGGUUUAUCAGUAUAGAGUUGUGAAGAUUGUUGAGUUGCAAUGAGUUCAUGAACCGAUCAAUUUUUAGACCACCGUUGAGAACCUGGAAGCAACAAACACCCGUUUCGUUCCAGUGCGGGACUGAUGGUCUAAUACUGAUCAAUUCAUGAUUUUAAUGAUAUAAUGUUUCUACUAAACUGAUACAAACUAUUAGUUCAGAAACAUAAUGUAGUUAAUCCAUGGAAUUUGUAUUAAUAUUCCCAUCUAUUUUUUUUCAUAAAUUCAUUUUAAUCAGGGGAAAUUUCAAAUCGAUUUGAGAGGUACAAGUUUCAAAGUGAGCGUUAAAACACGUUGGACUAGUAAUCGAAUUACUAACGGUGUAUCUCAUAUUCACCGAUUACAAGAUAGUCAAUUAAUAUACGGUCGCUGUGGAGGACACUGUACAGGAUGUUGGCCUCAACCUGGAUUAUUUCUUGAACUCAAGCCAGACUGAAACUCAAGUUAUUCAUUGAAAUGCGCACAACUUUAUAAUUCUCAUAUGAUAAUUCAAUAAUUUGUACACACACAAACAAACAUAUUCAUAAAUUAGGCAGCUUUGAGACAUUGAUAAAAAACCUCAUUGGGACAAAUAAAACUCAAUAAAUAAAUUCUAUUUUAAAGGAUACAUAAAUAGGGAAUGAAUCCUUUUUUUAUUGUAAAUAAAAUUAAUAACAACGGAGUAAUCAUUAAAUGAAUUGUUGAUUAAGAGUUAAUAUAUUCUAAUUUUGUUUUGUCUAUUUAGUUGCUUAUGUUUGAAAUUCUUCUCUUUCUGUUUAGUUUUAUUUUCAUUAAUUAAUUAAUUAAUUUGAAUAAAUAAAAACAAUCAAUUAGGAAAAUUUAAAUUAGGGUUUCUUUUUUUUUCUUUAUUUAAUUAAAUUGACUUUUUUUUCGGCUGGGUCUAGUGAUCUUCUCUUAUUCUCAAAAUUAUUCACAUGAAAAAUUUAUUAUUUUUAAAAAGAUUCCAUAGUACCCACUAUUCAAUGAUUAGAUUUUAAAGACAAAAUAUUCUAAACAUAAAAAACUACCUCCUCUAUUCUUCUUGUUGAAUUGUAUUUCAUACAAUAAGAUAACUUAACUCUACAUUAUUCAAUUUAUCUAUUAAAAUAGAUAGAAAAUUCAUUCUAUCCUUAUCAAAAUUGUUCAUUUUCAUUGUAUCCUUUAAUCAAAUCUUAGUCUUAUAUUAGUUUAAAAAAGAAAGCACAUUUUAUAUAAAGUGCCCUAACUAACUAACCUAAAGCAUAAGAAAAAAGUUUUAACUGAUUAAAAGUUAUACAAUGGCAAAUCUACAACACUUUAAAUAUAUUUUGAAACAAAUCAAUUGUUCCAAUAGAACAUUGGUCCCUAAACAAAUUAAACAAAUAUGAUAAUAAACAUUAUUAUUAUUAUUAAUAGUAGUAAUAUUGUCUAAUAAAAAUGCUACAUUCCAAUCUUAUGGGACUUUACCAAAUGAAUAUUCAGUUGUUUUCCACGUAUUUAAAAGGAUGUCAAUAUAACACACAAAAAUAUUUUCUUCGAAGCAAUAACCGAAACUGCUGAACUAUAAAAAAGCACAACUAGGAAAGUAUUCAGAAUAUCUUUGUGAAAGCAAUAAUAAAAGUGAUCAGGAUUAUAGAUACUAUAAUUAUUAUUAUUAUUGUUUAUACUAUGGAGCUUGAUAAUGUUUUUGUCCUACUCAUUACUGUUUAUUCUGUAUUCUUUACUAUUACUCCAUUGAUUUACUCCAUAUCUUUUCAAAUUUUUGUUAAAGUGUCUUAUUCACUAUGAACUUGGUUGAAGGAGAGUCGUCAAAUUAAUUCAUAUAAACACUAGUUCAACACGACUAUACUAUGAUUACUUUUCUCGUUACUAUUAUUCUAUUUACAGUUGAUCUUUUCCUACUGUCGCAAACCAAUACAAUAAUUCAGCGGUGCAAAAUAAAACAUUUCCAAAUUUAGGUGUUAUUUUCCUCGUUACGUUUGUUCUAAUUUUCAUUUUGGAGUGUUGAAUUUUUACUAAAAAUUUCGUUGCUCUUUUUCAGUUUUUUUUAUCAAGAAAAUAAAGCAAAAAGCUUGUUUUUAUUUAUUAGGAAUAUUCACUUUUCCAAAUGUUCAGUGCGAAAUUAUUGAAUGUUGAACGUAUAACUAGUAGAGACCUUUUAUGUUUUUAUUCACAUUUCACUGUGUGUGAAACUGGUUUAAGUGUAUUUAAUAAUGAAUAUUAAUUAUAUUCUGUAUACAUAUUCUUCUGUGUACUAUGAAUAUAUAUAUAUAUAAGUGGACGAUAAA